This is a messenger RNA of Sorghum bicolor (sorghum), 2593 nucleotides long. RefSeq names its product phosphatidylinositol/phosphatidylcholine transfer protein SFH12. Lineage: Eukaryota; Viridiplantae; Streptophyta; Magnoliopsida; Poales; Poaceae. The transcript has 9 exons. The coding region runs from base 510 to 2375 and encodes 621 amino acids. The record is from RefSeq and is a predicted model, not a curated record.
AUCCAUCGAUAGAUUUCGAUGAUAACUGAAUCGAUGCAGUAGUGUAGAAGCAGCAGUACAAGUCUGCAUCAUCAGAUUCAGAUGAAUGCCAUCACAUUAUGAGAUGCUGUUAAUUACGUACACAAGCAGCAGAACAGAAUCAUGUUCUGUCAGAACAGAAUUGGAACCGGCGCAGCUGCGACUUUGCCAGAAAUAGCUAGUGGGGACGACACCUCACGACGACGAACGGGGAAGCUUGCAAUCUCCUGAGACAGGCAGGCGCAGGCCCGCCAUGCAUGCAUCACCCGAGCAGCUUUGCAAUCGUCAGCCACCCUUCUUCUUCUUCCUCCCUCCUCCCCCCGCCUUCUCUCCGCCCUCCUCCUCAAUCUCCUGGUCGAGGCCGCCGUACGUCUCCGAGGCCGGUGGUGGUAGCAGCAGGGAGGCGCUCGGCCCGUCCGUAGCCGCCGCGGCCGCCGCCGCAAGAUCGACGACAGCGCGCGAGGACGUACGCCACCACAGACUAAUCCCACAUGUCCUCCACGCCCGGGGCCGCCGCCGCCGCCGCGGCGGCGGCGGCGGCGGACGGCGGCGGCGAGGGCGGCGCAGCGCUGUCGGCGUCGGCGUCGCGCACGUCGUCGCUGCGCCACCGCGCGAUGAGCGCGUCGUCGAAGCUUCUCCGGAGCUCGCUGAGCCGCAAGUCGAUGGGCCGUCGCAGCAGCAAGGUGAUGUCGGUGUCGAUCGAGGACGUCCGCGACGCGGAGGAGAUGAAGCAGGUGGACGCGUUCCGGCAGACGCUGGUGCUGGAGGAGCUCCUCCCCGCCCGGCACGACGACUACCACAUGAUGCUCCGGUUCCUGAAAGCGCGCAAGUUCGACAUCGACAAGUCGAAGCAGAUGUGGUCGGACAUGCUGCAGUGGCGCAAGGAGUUUGGCGCCGACACCAUCAUCGACGACUUCGUGUUCGAGGAGAUGGACCAGGUGCUGGAGCACUACCCGCAGGGCCACCAUGGCGUGGACAAGGACGGCCGGCCGGUGUACAUGGAGAAGCUCGGGCAGAUCGACACCACCAAGCUGCUGCAGGUCACCAGCAUGGACCGCUACGUGCAGUACCACGUGAGGGAGUUCGAGCGCGCCUUCGCCGUCAAGUUCCCGGCGUGCUCCAUCGCCGCCAAGAAGCACGUCGACCAGAGCACCACUAUCCUCGACGUCUCCGGCGUGGGGUACAAGAACUUCAACAAGGCUGCGAGGGACCUCAUCGGCCGACUCCAGAAGAUCGAUGGAGACAACUACCCUGAGACGCUGUGCCGGAUGUUCAUCAUCAACGCAGGGCAGGGGUUCAGGCUGCUGUGGAACACCGUCAAGUCGUUCCUCGACCCCAAGACCACAGCCAAGAUCCAUGUCCUUGGCAAUAAGUACCAGAGCAAGCUCCUGGAAGUGAUUGAUGCCAGCGAACUGCCUGAGUUCCUUGGCGGCACUUGCAACUGCGAAGGCGGCUGUAUGCGCUCUGACAAAGGGCCAUGGAAGGACCCUGAAAUCUUCAAGAUGGUCCAAUGCGGCAUGGGGAGAUGCGGGAUGAACAGCGCAGACCCUCACGACGCCGACGAGAAGCUCAUCACCGAGGACGCAACAGUGCCCGUUCCCAAGAAGCAGGACUCGAUGCGCCGCAACGCCGGGGAUUCUCCCAAGGUGGCGCGCGACAAGAUUGAGCACCCGCAGAUGUCCCCCCUCCACGAGAUGAAAACUGCCAACGACCCGGCACCUCCUGCCAAGGACAAUUUCGACGGCGGCGGCCUGUUCCCCGGCGGCAUGGACAAGGGCGGCAUGGACUUCAACUGGAGCGGCGAGGUGAGCGAGGAGAAGCUGCAGAUCGCGCGGGACAUGUACGCGCAGCUACCGGACGCGUACAAGCAAGGGGACGCCGGGGACCGGCAGGUGGUGUCGGGGUUCAUGGCGCUGGUGAUGGGGGUGGUGGCCAUGUUCCGCGUGGGCAAGAUCGCGCCGAAGCGCGCCAUGGACGCGGCCAUGGGCAUCGCCACCAUGGAAGCCAUGGCGAAGAAGACGCGGCAGAUGCAGAUGCAGCAGCAGAUGCAGCUGGGCGGGCCCGACGCCGUGGUGGUGUCGGCGGCGCAGUACCAGGCGCUGGUCAAGCGCCUGGACGACCUGGAAGGGAAGGUGGCGGCGCUGGCGGCGAAGCCACCGGAGGUGCCGCCUGAGCUGGAGGAGUCGCUCAAGGCCGCCGCCGCCCGCGUCGAGGCGCUCGAGACGGAGCUCGACGCCACCAAGAAGCUACUGGAGACGUCGAACGGGCAGCAGGAGGAGGUCCUGGCGUACAUCGAGAAGAAGAAGAAGAAGCGAGGCAUGUUUUGCCUCCAACAGCAGAACCCGUUCCGCUGGUGAUGAACAGGGGAGGAAGAAGGCAAGGGAAGGGGGCGAUGGCGUCAACAGCAGAACCCGUUCCAGUGACCAGGCCCCUCCUGGGCAGUGGAUUGGAGCCCAGUAUACAUCCGUGUUCGUGUCCGUGUGACUUUGUGUGUAUGUGUGUGUUCCCCUCGUACACUUAUAUACGGAGUAUAUAAUACAAGAAAUAGAAUGGAUACACUCUCUCCUUGCCAAAA